Messenger RNA from Diversispora eburnea, 231 nucleotides. NCBI's taxonomy places the organism in Eukaryota, Fungi, Glomeromycota, Glomeromycetes, Diversisporales, Diversisporaceae. The record is from the annotation of a GenBank genome assembly.
AUGCAUCGUAAAAAUGCUGUCCACUCAUUUUUCCAGAGAACUCAACCGCCGAGAGGAGUGAAAAAAGUUCAAAGUUCUUUACCAGAUAGGAAUAGUUCGGCUCCAUCCACUUCGUCUGGCAGUAGUAUAGAUGUAGUUAAUGACCCAAAACCAAAAACAUGGAAAAGGAUGGAAAUAGAAAAAAUGCCUUCCAAACUUAAAAUCAAAGCACAGCAGAAAUCUAAAAAAUAA